Molecule: messenger RNA, 2473 nt
Organism: Sebastes umbrosus (honeycomb rockfish)
Lineage: Eukaryota; Metazoa; Chordata; Actinopteri; Perciformes; Sebastidae
Gene: foxh1
Product: forkhead box H1
Exons: 4
Coding region: 262-1770 (502 amino acids)
Biological process (GO): regulation of DNA-templated transcription
Molecular function (GO): sequence-specific DNA binding; DNA-binding transcription factor activity
Source: RefSeq, a predicted model, not a curated record
CAACAGAGAGUGUUGCAACCAACCAGAGAAGAAAAUCACUGAUGCAAAUUGCAGCAGGUGAAGGAGGUUUGUUGCUCACUCACCAUGGUAGGGAAGCCAUCUGACCUGGAAAACAAGGUCAAACAUUUUGUGGUUUACUGCAAAAAUUACAAAAUCUGCAAAUCCACGUGAGAGUCAGCCUGGAGCCAGCAGUCUGCCAGAAGUUAAGGACCGACUCUUUGGCCUCCCAACCCCCUCCUGUCCCUCUGGCUGAUCAUCAGCAUGACAAAACACUGGCCGGAGGAGCAGAUCCUCCUGGCACCACCCGCUCGGUCCCACCUUGGAGAACAUCACGGCCAUCAACUUGACUUCCACAGAGAUGCGCAGCAGCAGAGUUUUCCUCCCAGCAGCAGCAGCAGCUCUCCAGCCCAACAUUGGCCUCUCCACCUGGCUCAGAUGGUCCCACAGCAGUCGUCGCGCUUGGAGACUCCCACAGUGCGCCAGGAACACCUCACCGGUGCCACAGCAUUCAUGGAUACAGUCGUCGUACCACCGGAUCCUCAAGAUGCCCACUUCAAGAGUAGCACCGGCGGUGGGAAGAAAAAGAACUACCAGCGGUAUCCAAAACCUCCGUACUCCUACCUCGCUAUGAUCGCUAUGGUCAUCCAACGAUCCCCAGAGAAGAAACUGACGUUAUCUGAUAUCCUCAAGGAGAUCAGUACUCUCUUCCCAUUCUUUAAAGGAAACUACAAGGGCUGGCGGGACUCUGUGCGACACAACCUCUCCUCGUAUGACUGCUUUGUGAAGGUGUUAAAGGACCCGGGGAAGCCUCAGGGCAAAGGCAACUUCUGGGCGGUGGAGCUGAGCCACGUCCCUCUAGAGCUCCUCAAGAGGCAAAACACGGCUGUGUCGCGUCAGGACGAGACUAUCUUCGCCCAGGAUCUGGCCCCCUACAUCCUGCAGGGACACAAGCCAGAAUGUGAGCCGCCACCACCACCGCCGCCUGCCCCAGUCACCCCCCUCCCUGCCAUGCUCUCGAGAAACCCUUCCCCACCGCAGGAGGAUUUGUUCCGACCCAAGCUGGACUCAUCCUUCGCCAUCGACUCUCUGCUACACAGCCUGCGGCCGCCCAGUGCCUCCGAGGAUGUGGACGUGUCUACCAGGGACUGCUGGGGCAAGGUGGAGCGACCUCGGCCUUCGCCGCCUCCGCCUCCGCGACCUCGCUACGCCUCCUCUGCCCGGAGCGCCUCGGCCAGCUCUGCCAGCCCAGCCUCCACCUCCUCCUCUGAUGAGGAAUGGAAAGGGAUGUCUCUCUCUGGGAAGCGUGUUCCUCUUGAUGGCGAGGCUGGGUCAGAUGGUUAUGAGGACUACAGGCCCCCGCUGCACAAGUCAGCCCGACGGGAGACUGUCGCACCUCCAUGGGAGCUCCCUACCUCCUACGCCAAAUAUGCUCCCCCCAAUGCUGUUGCCCCACCCAGCAUGCGGUUCAACGGAGGCCCUCUAAUGCCGCUGCAUGGCGGACUUCCACUUUACGGCUACGGUAGCUCUCCCGUGGCACCUAGUCACUUCUUAGGUCAUACCUAUUGGCCCAUCCUCCCCAGUGGACGCGUUUCUGUCCAAGCCCCUCCCCUCAUCAUGGACCUGGACAACAUGUUGCAAUCAGUGCCGCCGAAUAAGAGCGUGUUUGACGUGUUAGUACCAACCAAUCAGAACUCUCACCCACAUCAUCAACCACCCAGUCAGUACAGCCUGCAGAAUGGGCCUCCCCUAAACAGGUAUCCUCAGUACUGACUGAAAUACUGACUCGUUUCCUCAUGCUGAGCCCAUACUGUCACUCAAAAAACGCACAAAUGCUAACCCACUAUGAUGCAGGAUGGGAGGUUUAAUCAAGAUCCACAUGGAAAUGCUGCAAACUCCCUCAAAUUAAGUCUUAAUCACUUCCUCAAGCUCAAGAAAUGUUGACCGUUAAAAAUUGCAAAAAGGGCGCAGAUUCAUGUUUUUAACAAAAUGAAAAGUCAGUGUUUUAUUUUUUAAGGUUUCUCAUCACUGUUUGGAGUAUUACAUGGUUUCAUCGGAGAAAAUAUACCACAAAAUGCCAGGUAUACAACAAAACAAGUAUCUACCUCAGGCUUUCAGUGAGAUGGAGUGUGUAUUACUCCUGGCUCUUUGCACUGCCGAUCUUAUUUGCACUGUUUUUUUAUUGGCAUGAAUUUUGCUUUCUUACACAAAUUGUCUUUGCAUGUUGUCUCCCUAUUAUGACUGCUGAAUGUAUUGCUGGAUUUAAACUUGAAUUUUGCAGUCAUGUGAAAAAACUAACUGGACUGUUGAUGGUACAUUUACAGUAAAUUUGAGCUAGAAAGUAUUAAUUAUUAGUAUCCUUUUUUAACAUUUUAUCCUGCCAGCAUUUUAAACAGAUAUAGGACUUUUAGGUAGAUAACUAGCAUGAUUUCAGUGAAAACAUCAGGUUGUUUCCCUUUGUCAGGCUCUGUCUGUG